AGUAUUUACAAAGCUUGUCAGAGUAGAAGUACUGAGCAUGGGUUGGUUUUCCCUCUUAGAUCAUAGCGAAUAAGAUUACUAAGGAAACGCUGAGAGCUACUCCACUCUCCCGAGAGGAUAAUGAAAAUGAAGAGGACGGCUACUGGCUGGCUGGUCUUGCUGGGCUACGUGUGUCUUGCUCAAGAAGAGGAGGUCUUGGGUUCUGUGGUGAACAUCUACACUGAACUGAAGGAGCUUAGGUCUUUGGUGGGAGAGCUGAGUACUAAGCUCCAUACAGCAGAGGCAGACCUGAAAGAGCAGAGAGCUAUGGUGGAUAAGCUGAAUAAAGAGAGAGAAGAGCAACCCAAGGUAGCCUUCUCAGCAGCCUUGCAGUCGUCAGAAAGUAAACACCAUGGGCCCAUCGAUGCAGAGACUAACCUCAUUUUCGGAAAGAUCCUGACCAACAUUGGCAGUGCAUACAACCCAAUCACAGGUGUCUUCACAGCGCCAGUGAGAGGGGUCUACUACUUCAGAUUUUCUGGAAAUGGCUUUGCAGGCCAUGACAUGGGUCUGAGCAUAUUCAAGGAAGGCCAAAGGAUGAUGUCUGUGUACGAAUACCAAUCCAGUGGAGAACAUAAUGACCAUGCGUCCAAUGGAGUCACACUGCAGUUGGAGAAGGGUGAAGGGGUCUACAUGCGCCUCUGGAUCAACACAUGGGUCUUCAUCGAUGGGCGAUAUGACUACUGCUCCUUCAGUGGCUUCCUGCUCUUUCCAAUGUGAAGCAGACAGCACAUUUUCCUCUGUCAUGAGAUAAAACCCGAUGCAGAAAAUAUAUAUAUAUAUAUAUAUAUAUAUAUAUAUAUAUAUAUAUAUAUAUAUCCUGUUUUGAAGAUGUUUAUAUCGGUCUGAUAAUACAGGACUAGUAAGGACGCAAUCGUCCCACCUGGCCAAUAGCCAGGGAAAAUGCAGAGCGCCAAAUUCAAAUAAAAUACUAUAAAAAACAAACUUUCAUGAAAUCACACAUGUAAGAUACCAAAUUAAAGCUACACGUGUUGUGAAUCCAGCCAACAUGUCACAUUUCAAAAAGGCUUUUCUGAGAAAGCAAACAAUGCUAUUAUCUGAGGGUAGCACCUCAGUAUACAAAGUGAGCGAACAUAUUUCAACCCUGCAGGUGCGACACAAAAAGCAGAAAUAAAAAUAUAAAUCAUG
Molecule: messenger RNA, 1188 nt
Organism: Oncorhynchus nerka (sockeye salmon)
Lineage: Eukaryota; Metazoa; Chordata; Actinopteri; Salmoniformes; Salmonidae
Gene: cbln11
Product: cerebellin 11
Exons: 3
Coding region: 121-759 (212 amino acids)
Molecular function (GO): protein binding
Source: RefSeq, a predicted model, not a curated record